Messenger RNA from Schistocerca piceifrons (Central American locust), 3267 nucleotides. RefSeq names its product protein lifeguard 1-like. The coding region runs from base 137 to 1081 and encodes 314 amino acids. Gene Ontology annotation, cellular component: membrane. The record is from RefSeq and is a predicted model, not a curated record. Lineage: Eukaryota; Metazoa; Arthropoda; Insecta; Orthoptera; Acrididae. The transcript has 4 exons.
AAACCUAAAUAUGGCAGUUUCAGAUGCAUUAUUAACUUUGACAGUGUUGCGAUUUAAUUGUCUGUGAGAUUUUUAGAGAUACUGCUGAACUGCUCUGAACGCUGUAGUAAACAGUGUCAGUGUGUGUAUUUACACGAUGUCGGGUAUGGGGGGUAGUAAAUCAACUGAUCCGGACAAUUUCCAGCUUGCCAAUUGCUCUUCACAGUUCAUCUCAGCUGAGCAAGCUUCAAAUGUUACAUCUAAACCAUGCCCUCCAUAUUCAGCAUCUGUUCCCGUAGCUGGAUCAGGUGUUUGUUUCAUGCCUGCAGCAAAACCAUAUGAUCAUCAGAAUGAAAGUCCAUCAACUUUUAUUCAUUCAGAUGAACAACCUAUUGUUCAAGAAACUUCAAGUUAUGAAGGAACAGAAAAUUUUGUUUUUUCAGAUAAAACAGUACGUCAUGGAUUCGUCAGGAAGGUGUAUUCCAUACUAAUGUGCCAGCUUGUGGUCACAGCUAGUUUUAUUGCUACAUUUGUGUAUGUGGAAGAAAUCAAGGGAUUUGUCCAACAAAAUCCUGUAUUUUUCCCGGUGACAUUCAUCAUAAUGUUUGUAAUGCUGAUACUUAUGAGCUGCUGUACUGAACUAAGGCGUAGAACACCAGUGAACUACAUUUUAUUGGCUCUAUUCACUGUAGCAGAGAGCUUACUGUUGGGAUGUGUAGCAAUGAAAUAUGACCCUGUUGCAGUUUUAAUGGCAGCCGGUGUCUGUGCUGCUGUUUGUCUUGGACUUACAAUGUUUGCUAUGCAGACAAAAUGGGACUUCACAGUACUGGGGGGGUCACUUUUUGCUGUACUGUUAGUUCUCAUAGUGUUUGGUAUCAUUGCAAUAAUUUUUCCAUCAAGAGUAAUGUUACUGUUAUAUUCAGCAUUUGGUGCAAUACUUUUUUCUGUGUAUCUUAUAUAUGACACACAACUUAUGCUAGGUGGGAAGCACAAGUAUAGUAUUUCACCUGAGGAAUAUAUUUUUGCAGCACUUAACUUGUAUGUUGAUGUAAUAAACAUCUUUCUUUAUGUUCUUGCAAUAAUAGGUCUUGGCAGAAAAUAAUAAAUCUAAAGUCUCAGAAUUAUUUGUGCAAAUAAUGCCCAGUUAUUGGUGCUGUAGGUUCUGUUUCAAUCAGCCGAUAACUGUGUGCGCUGGCUUAUAGUUUUAUUAAUGCCUGUGCUGACAUUAGAGUUGCAGACCUCACAAGGAAGCAUGAAUGACCUUAUAUUUUAAAGAGAAAAAGCACACUUGCAAGAUAUCAGCCCAUCAAUCGAUCACACAUGAUAAUUUGGACCGUAAUUCUGAUAUGACCUUCUGAAAAUACAGCUUUUAAACUUUCACGUGCACCAGUUGUCCAUCACUUCCUCCGCCCCACUGCAGCUGCACUGCCCACUGCCAUGACCAAGUGUGAAGUACUGUACAUUGGAAUGACAACCAGAGCCCUCUUUCAGGUCAUAGGUGAGUGCUGUCAGAAUUAUUUAAUGUGGAAUCGAUUUCUGGGGCUGAUAUCUUGCAAAUGCACUGUUUUCUCCUUAAAAUGUGAAGUCAACUUCGUGCUGUUUCCUUGUCAGAGAUAAUAUGUAUGUGGUUUUGUGUGUGGAAAAGAAAUUUUUGUAUGAAGUGAUAAAUGUAGCUGCCAACAGGCGAGUUAACUGCAACAACCUUUAUAAGUAACUUGUAUCUUGCAAAAAAGCAUUCAGAAAUAUGAAGAGGCAGUUAAAAGGAGACAGCAGAGAAUAAAUGAUGUGAAACAAUUUUUUGUUUAUGUGUUGCAUAUUUUUUCAUUUAGUAUUGUUCAUCUGGUGGGAAUUUGAUUUUUAGCAUGUAUUCUUGACAUUAUUAGUCAAGCAACUCUUCACUAGAUCCUGUUAAAAGAAUUUAUUUUCCUAACUGGGGAAUGUGGGAUAAACUGUAAUGUUGCUGUUUCUAAAAAAUCAUAACAUUGAGUGGAAUCUGCUAAAUGCAAAAUGAGCAGUGUAGAUCUGUAUAUGUUCUCACUGUGUCUGUGUUUGAUGGCAACAGUGGUUAGGGUAGUGGUGGGGAGAGUGAUGGCAGUGAUGACAUAUUUCUGAAUGCUGUUACUUUGAGAGAAAAGUGUCGACAUAUAUUGAUAUAUGAAAAUUUUUGAUGUAGAGGGUAAUUAGAACAACACUGUUCACUUAACCUCAUACAUGAAUCAUUUGUGUAAUUUUAUUAAUUAUUGACUAGAAUAUUGAAAUUAAUGAUCAGAAGAGGCAAAGGAAAUAGCUUCUCGACAUAGAACAUGAAUACUGUUUCUGCAUUGGAUUGAAAGACGAAGUGGGAGAAGUAAAUCACUGCAGUUUCUCUUUUCAUAGUCUCCUCCAGUAGCUCUCUGAAUCUCAUUUUUGCACCACAACAAUAGUCAUUGCAUUUUGUAUGAUCUAAGGAAGAUUUUUUUUUUAAUUAUUAAAAGCUCAGCUCUAUCUCUUUGUUUGGUGGUUGUGUUUCAAGUAAACGUUAGCCCUUUCUUUAAAAGUAUUGUUGAUUAUGGAAGUAUAACGUAAAAGCACUUUUUGCUCAUUGAACCAUGAGUAACUCUUCUUCACAAUGGAUUGAUCUCAGAAGGUAUUAAAUGUUUUUGAUUGUACAUUAGAGAAUUAUUACAUUUAACUUCAAAUGCUAUUGAAACCUUGUAACUUUAUGUGAUUCAAUGCUAAUAGUUAUUUAAUUUGGUUUCACUGUGAAUUUUGUGAUCAGGACGUACAAUAGUUUAAUUUAUUGAUUUGAUAAAGGACAUUUAAGAUAUUUAGGGAAAUUUUGACUGAAGAUUCAUUUCUUGCCAUAAACUGUUAUUACAGUGGUGAGUUAGGUUCCCAAAGCAUCACAGCAAUUUGUUUUAUCUGUUAUCUUAAAUGAGAGCUGCCUUGAUACCUACUGAAAGUUGGUAGAUUGUGCUAGAUUUGUUUUUGUUAUAGGACUGAAGAUAGUUAUUUUUAGAUACUUUUAAUAAUGCAGUUGUGUGAUUUAUUAGAAGGCUGGAGAAAAAUGAUACUACAGAGUGCCUUAUAAUCCAAGUGGUAAUCAUUGUUGCAAAAUACAGCAUUACUCUGAUGUUUUUAUUUAUAUUCUCUCUAUUUCUGAGUGUUUUUAUUUGAAAUUGCGAUCAUUUCUUAGUUGUUACUGUAAUUUCUUUAUUGUUUUAUUAUUUUGUAUCAGUUUACAACUGUAAUGUGACUUUUACUUCGUCAUGUGAUAACUUUGUUAAUACACCGAACAUAGAAGUGUCA